Molecule: messenger RNA, 516 nt
Organism: Hibiscus syriacus
Lineage: Eukaryota; Viridiplantae; Streptophyta; Magnoliopsida; Malvales; Malvaceae
Product: protein PSK SIMULATOR 3-like
Exons: 1
Coding region: 1-516 (171 amino acids)
Biological process (GO): positive regulation of growth
Source: RefSeq, a predicted model, not a curated record
AUGGAAGUCAAGUUUUUCGAGUCGAACAUGAGGCGUCUUAAGCCUCCACCGAGUACAUUAGGUGCCGCAACUUUACCAUUACACUACGCGAAUUUGAUAAUCAUAAUGGAGAAGAUGAUCAAGUCGCCACAAUCCGUCAGCGUCGAUGCCCGAGACGAUCUUUAUUCCAUGCUUCCAAGCAGUCUCAGAUCAUCUCUAAGGGGAAGACUAAAAGGAGUUGAGUUGUCGGCGAGUGAUCCAGUGCUCACCGGAGAAUGGAGAACAGCUUUGAGAAGCAUCUUGGAUUGGCUAUCGCCAUUGGCACACAACAUGAUCAAAUGGCAAAAUGAAAGGAGCUUCGAGCACCAGAAUUUGUUGCCUAAAACGAAUGUUCUUCUCUUGCAAACUCUCUUCUUUGCAAACAAAGAAAACACUGAAGUUGACAUUACUGAGCUGCUAGUGGAUUUGAAUUACAUUUGGAGAUUCGAAAGGGAAAUGACAGCAAAGGUCUUAUUCGAUUGCAGCAACUUUAAUUAG